GCAAAGAGUCGAUGCUCAGAACCCAGCUACAGACCUGAAAAACCCCAUUUAAAGAGAAGAAGAGUGAGAGAUACACCAUACGUUACAAUGAGUCUGGCUGUCCUUUUCUUACUGACCGCCGCAAUAGUCUGUGUUCUGGCAGGUGUCGAACAGCAGAGACUCCAUGAUGAGGGCUAUGCUAAUUUGGAGGAGAAAAUAGACGAUAUUGUGGAUCAAAUGAAGGAACUAAAAGAUAUCGUCAAAACGCAUAAACUGGUCAUCAGUAAAAUGAAGGUUCUAGAAGAGACGGUCAAAAGGCAAGCAGAGCUCAUUGAAAGUAUUCUUUCUGAGAAACAGCAGCGGGUGGCAGAGAAACAGUCCCUGAAGACAAGUGUCAAAAGCCAUCAAACGUUGUUCCCGCCAGCGGAUGACAUAUUUUCAACAGACGGUCUUGUAUAUGAGAAAGAUGCUGUGCAUCAGUCACCACAACUGGGAGAAGAAAUUCUUGGCAGUGAGAAACAAAAGCCUGGUGUCUUUGUUAGGUCUGAUGACAGCGACCCUCUGUUACCAGUGGUGACUCAGUUGACACAAAAGGUUAGCGAAGUCAGUGCCGGUCUGCAGGCUCUGAAGGACGAGGUAGAUACCAAUUUACAGGCUCUGAGAAACGAAGUCCGUGCAGGUCAGCGAGAAUUGAAAACCGAGGUUUCCGAAGCUUCCACUUCAGUCUUUGUACGGUGGGGAAGCUCCUCGUGUCCAGAAUCUGCUGUCCUCGUCUACUCUGGUGAAGUGGGAGGGUCUAGUAUUAUGGCCACAGGAGCAGCAGUCAACUACCUGUGUCUGCCCCUCUCUAACCUCACCUUGACGGAUACCCGUGUGCAAUUCGCUGCGCAGCUUUACGGAGCUGAGUACCAGACUGAAGAUGGUCACCAUAAUAAAGACGCCUUGUGUGCGGUGUGUCGAUCGUCACGUGCCACUAACGUGAUGAUUCCGGCGACGACUGUCUGUCCGGCUGGCUGGACCUCAGACUACAGCGGGUGGCUGAUGGCAGGAUGGAUCGGACACAACGCUGCCUCUGAAUUCAUCUGCGUGGACUCCAAUAUGGAGGAGAGGAUAGCCAGUGAGCAAGAUAAUGAUGGUAAACUCUUAUACUACACAACAACUCUUUGUGGGAGCUUGCCAUGUCCUCCUUACGUUACCGGAAAGAGAGUGUCCUGUGUUGUCUGCUCCAAAUAGUAAGCUAUAAAUGCAAGAACAGACGGUUGACAAAAGCUCGCUACCAACUGCGUUGAAUCAAUUUUAAAUGUAUGGCCGACAUUGUUAAUUACAAUACUGAACACAUUCAAGCAGUCUGUGAAAAUAAGUUUAUCAGUGAAAAAUCAAAAGAACGAACAAUGUAACAAUAAAAGUUCGCUUAUAUAUAUAUUGGUAUUGUUGCUGUAUGAGGUUGGUGAAUAUAAAAAGGAAAUAAAACAAGGUUCCAUUGCUAAAUAGACGUAUGAGCAGAGUACUUUAAGUGAUUAAGUGUCUAGAAUGAACACACCUUUCUCUAGCCACAGCAGCCUCAGAGCGCGUUACAAAUAAGAGUUCACUGGUAUAGCGUCAAAAGGACAAGCACAGGAAUAUCAAAUAAGAGUCCACUUCAAAACAUGAAGAUGAAGCGAUGAUGUGAGAACAGCACACAGUGGCGAUAGGCCAGUUUCUCUUGGGAAGAAUGCAGUAAGAAGAUGAAGCCAGGAGGAGAUCAGCGUGAAGAGUAGCACAUAGAAAAAUGUCAUCUUCAGCCAGUUAGCAAAAGAGAGGUCACCCCCAGUCAACUUCAGACUGGAUAUCAAUUAAAUAUCAAUAUAAUCGUUUGUUGUUCCAUCAUUUCAUCAAGGAAUCCAAGUAGACGACGUCAUCUUCAGUUACAUAUAUAUUAUUAUAUAUUAUAAUAUAUUAUUAUAUAUUAUUAUUAUGUAUAUUGUCUUCGCGUUGGAUUAAGAAAAAUGCUUCAUGUUUAUAUGUCACAAAACAAUACCAGAAUCGUUUUAUAAUACUUUAUUGUCUAUUUUCAGCGAUCUUUGCCGAGCCCUCGUGUUAGUCUUUAAAGUUAACUCCUCUGUGGUUGUUUCAAUAUGAGACCUUGUCUUUUUGCUAUUUACCUCCACAAACCUGACAAUGUUGUUAUACGAGCGGCUAUUGUUCGGAAUUUUUGAAUUUUGAACUGAUGAAAUAAUCAGGUUUCAUACAACACAAACUUGAGUAGUUAUUGUCUGUGAAUGGAGCGGGUAAUGAGGGUCGACUGUCACUUCUGAUAUUUCUUUGAUCUGAAACAAAAACUAAACAUCAGCAAGAAAUGUUGUCUGGUGAAUGCAGUGGAGCGAUUUCAGAUGAUGGUCUUGUAAAAAUCACAAAUUAGAUAUUAAUGUACAGCAAAAAA
Messenger RNA from Pomacea canaliculata, 2398 nucleotides. RefSeq lists its product as uncharacterized. The coding region runs from base 88 to 1212 and encodes 374 amino acids. The record is from RefSeq and is a predicted model, not a curated record. NCBI's taxonomy places the organism in Eukaryota, Metazoa, Mollusca, Gastropoda, Architaenioglossa, Ampullariidae. The transcript is spliced from 2 exons.